AUGGCGUAUCAACAAAGACCUUCGAAUCACAACGAAGACCAAGACCAAAAUCGUCGACUCUACAACCCAUACCAAGACCUCCAAGUCCCAAUCCAAAACAUCUACAAGCUGCCCACUUCCCCAGAAUUCCUCUUCCAGGAAGAGUCCCUCCAUCAACGCCGAUCCUGGGGCGAGAACCUUACAUACUACACCGGCAUCGGUUACCUCUCCGGAGCCGUUACCGGCGCCGGCAAAGGUUUAAUCGACGGAAUCAAGGCUUCCGAGCCGGGAGACACUUUGAAGCUCCGGGCCAACCGGAUCUUGAACUCUUCGGGUCAUACGGGCAGGAAGUUUGGGAAUCGGGCCGGGGUGAUUGGACUUUUAUAUGCGGGAAUGGAGAGUGGGAUGAUGGCGGUGAGGGACACGGACGACGUUAUCAACAGCGUGGUGGCUGGACUGGGUACUGGUGCGUUGUACAAGGCGGCGUCGGGACCGAGGUCGGCGGCGGUGGCUGGGGCGAUCGGUGGGGUGGUGGUUGGGUUGGCGGUGACCGGGAAGCAGUUUGUUGGGUAUUAUGAUUUGAUGAUAUUGAGUAGCAUAUUUGGGCAUGAAGUAGGUUUGGAGUGUUAUGAACACGGUAGUGGAAGUAGUUCUAAUGUGAUUAACUGGAAUAAAAUAUGGGCAAGAGGUCCUUGGAAGCUUUUGGAUUUCGUCGACUUUCUAAAGGCAAUGAACUCCCAUUUGUAUUAA
Molecule: messenger RNA, 729 nt
Organism: Ilex paraguariensis (yerba mate)
Lineage: Eukaryota; Viridiplantae; Streptophyta; Magnoliopsida; Aquifoliales; Aquifoliaceae
Source: the annotation of a GenBank genome assembly